Molecule: messenger RNA, 3198 nt
Organism: Armigeres subalbatus
Lineage: Eukaryota; Metazoa; Arthropoda; Insecta; Diptera; Culicidae
Exons: 1
Coding region: 1-3198 (1065 amino acids)
Biological process (GO): DNA integration
Molecular function (GO): nucleic acid binding
Source: RefSeq, a predicted model, not a curated record
AUGUGUAAGACGAAGCUAGAUAGCAAGCAAAGUGCAAUGAAGAAAAAACAUCGUGUGCUGCAUGUUCGAGAACCAGGAAGUGAUGACGAUCAAACGGAUGCCAGCGGUGACGAAGCAAGAAGAAGUGACAGCGAUAGUGAUGUGCAACAAAUUUACGCAACAGAUACGAAGCACGAAAUGGUAACAUGUUACGUCGGCGGAGUCAAACAGAAUUGGAUCGUUGAUUCAGGAGCCCAUGUGAACGUCGUCAGUCGCGAAACCUGGCGUAAAUUGAAGCGCGAAGGAUGUAAGAUUAGCUGCAAUCACGAAGGUCCAAAAUUUCUGCGCGUCUACGGAAAUGGUAAACUAAAGGUGCAUAAAAUCAUCAAGACGGACAUCAGCACCCGCUCGAAAACAGUUCACCACGAAGUGUAUGUCGUCGAUAGUGAGAGAGGGGCCAACCUCCUUUGUAAACAAACAUCGUUGGAGCUCGAUAUUUUGAAGAUUGAAGGAGAGGUUUUCAACGUAACUUCAAAAGAAGAAAAAGUGGGAAAAGUGAAAAAUUUACAGGUAGGGGUGAACAUCGACCAAAAAGUAGUUCCAGUUCAGCAGCCUGCUCGACGCCUUCCGAUACCGUUACAAGAGCUCGUGGAAUCAAAGUUGCAAGAUUUACUCAAACAGGACAUCAUUGAGCCAGCACCACUAAAAGUUACCUGGGCCUCCCCUUUGGUGGUGACACCAAAGGAUAGUGGCAGAAGUGUACGUCUGUGUGUCGACAUGAGGCGUGCGAAUGAGGCCAUUAUUCCGGAUCGACAUCCGUUACCUACCUUUGAUGAAAUUAUGCCGCACCUGGACGGCUGCAAGUUUUUCAGUAAGAUAGAUCUUGUAAAGGCCUUCCACCAGAUCGAGCUGGCACCAUCAUCAAGGGAGAUCACCACGUUUGUCACGCCGAAUGCUUAUUAUCGAUACAAACGGCUCAUGUUCGGCAUGAAUUGUGCGGCAGAAAUUUUCCAAAGGGAGAUCGAAAGGAUUCUGAGGGGACUGAAAGGAACAAAGGUGUUUAUCGACGACAUUCUGGUAUACGCAAAAACGCAAGAAGAGCAUGAUCGACGAGUUCAAGCCGUUCUGUGCCGACUAGAGGAAUUUGGAUUAACCGUAAACAUGGUCAAAAGUGAGAUCGGGAAGACCGCCGUUGACUUUAUGGGUCACACCCUAUCAGCCCGUGGUAUUUCUCCGAUGAACGAUAAAGUCAGCGCCAUCCAGGCUUUUCGAAGACCACUAAAUGCUACCGAAAUGCGGAGUUUUCUCGGAUUGGUGAACUACGUUGGUAAGUUCAUUCCGAGCUUAUCCAGCCUAUCCGCACCAUUGCGACAGAUGACAAUAAAAGGUGUACCAUUUAACUGGACGAAGGAAGGGAAACGUGCGUUUGAAGUAAUCAAAUCUGCUUUGGUUAAACCGGAACAUUUGGGUUAUUUCAGUCCAAAAAAUCCGACUACUUUGAUCACGGAUGCAAGUGCUAACGGUCUAGGAGCAGUUUUGUUACAGUACACACAAGGCGAACCGAGAGUUAUAAGCUACGCCAGCAAAAGUUUGACUAAGACGGAGAAGAAGUACUCAACAUUGGACAAAGAAGCAUUGGCGAUUGCGUGGGCAACGGAGCGUUUUCGAAUGUACCUUACUGGACUAGAUUUUACCAUAAAGACUGAUCAUAAACCAUUAGUCGCUAUCUUCAGCCAAACAUCUAUUCCAAAUCAGCGACAGGAACGGUGGGUUCUAAAAAUGCAAGCAUAUCGCUACAAGAUCGACUUCGUACCUGGAAAGAUAAAUAUAGCUGAUCCUCUGUCACGACUUUCCGAAGUCCUCGGUGAUAAAUCUUUUGACAGAAGCUCAGAGGCAGACCUGUUUGCAAUUGUGGAAGUAAAUAAACCAGCCGCAAUAACGAUGAACGAUAUCAUCCAAAGUUCCCAGAACGAUGAUGAACUGCAAAAAGUAAAAUCUGCUUUGCACAGCGGAAAGUGGGAUGAUAUUAGGCAAUACGCACCAUUUAAAAGCGAACUGUGCUUCAUAAACGAUAUUUUAUUACGUAAAAAUAGAAUCGUCGUUCCACAAAAUCUUCGAGCGGUCGUCUUGACUCUAGCUCAUAUCGGACACCCCGGACGCGAAAAAAUGAAAAGGAGAAUGAGAGUAGCGGUUUGGUGGCCGGGUAUGGAUGUCGCUGUUGAAAAAACGUGCAAGGAAUGUUUCAACUGUCAACUGGUAGCCCCGUUUGAAAAACCGGAGCCGUUGCGCAUUAGAGAUUUACCGAGUGCAUCGUGGAUUCAUCUUUCGGGUGACUUUUUGGGUCCACUCCCAGACGGCUGUUAUAUUUUUGUCCUUAUUGACCUGUAUAGUCGUUUCGUAUUAGCCGAACCAAUGAAGCAGACAACAACAGGGGAAGUCAUCAGGUUCUUGAAGGAAAGCUUCACUCGAAUGGGUUUACCUUGCGUUUUGACUUUCGACAAUGCAAGAAAUUUCUCAAGCCAGGAACUCAAGGACUACUGUGUAGAUAAGGGAAUAAAACUAACCCAUACUACACCAUACUACCCUAGUGCAAAUGGAGAGGUCGAGCGUCAAAAUCGAUCAAUCCUCAAGGUAUUGAAGAUUGCAAGACAGCAAGGGACAAACUGGAAAGAGGCAUUGCAAGAGUACCUCUAUAUGUAUUCGGUCACUCCACACUCGGUAACAGGGGUUCCGCCUGCACAACUUAUGUUCGGUCGUAGAUUCCGAGAUUUGAUCCCACAUCUGCAACUGGAAUUGUGCGAUGACGAAGAAAUGCGCGAUCGCGAUAGCAUUAUAAAGCACAACGCCAAGGAGUACAGGGACAAGAAGGUUGGAGCUAGAGAAUCGACAAUUGACAUAGGAGAUGAAGUGCUACUGAAAAAUAUGACACCACAAAAUAAGUUGUCAUCGAAUUUUUUACCAACUGCAGCUAAAGUGAUUCAACGCUGCGGAAAUAACCUUACAGUAGAAACAGGAAAUGGGCAGGUCUACAGACGUAAUACUUCCCACGUUAAAUCAUUGGUUCGUCCAUCAGAUGCAGAACAUCAAGUAAUAGGGGAGAAUAGUGAUUAUGCUGCUAAUCCGAUGAGCGCUUGGAUUCCACCCAAGGGAUCAGAAACCCUCCAGAGGCCUCGCAGAGAAAUACGACGUCCUAAACAUCUGGAGGACUUUUAUCCAUAG